This is a messenger RNA of Trypanosoma cruzi, 4233 nucleotides long. Its product is annotated as protein kinase, putative. The transcript has a single exon. The record is from RefSeq and is a predicted model, not a curated record. Gene Ontology annotation, molecular function: ATP binding; protein kinase activity. Gene Ontology annotation, biological process: protein phosphorylation. The coding region runs from base 1 to 4233 and encodes 1410 amino acids. Lineage: Eukaryota; Euglenozoa; Kinetoplastea; Trypanosomatida; Trypanosomatidae.
AUGACAGAGGAGGUGUCGGUGUGUUGUUCGCCUCAAGAUGACAACGAGGCAUCGUGUGGACGGUUUUCUGGCGGUGUUUUUUCUCGCCGGCCGGCCGAACUCUGCGGCUCAAUUUUUAACAGGGGGCGGUUGCCGAUGAAACUUCCUGCUGGCGAGGCCUCCAAAAACACGGGGCGUGAGGCGUCGUCCGACAAACUCGCUGGCGGUGCGGCAUCUUUUCCCCGGGAAAAAAUGGCGGAUGAGCAACGCUUGGAUCCCCGGCAACGACCGACUUCUUCAGAGGACAGGCCACCGUCCUGGAUUUACGGGUACAAGUCGAACCUGGACAAUUCGCUGCUGAACAUUGGGGAGUGGAGCCAGAGUGAAAGUCCAGCGUUGCCGGGACCUGCUCCGCCGCAGGAAAAGGAUUUUAAAGUGGGCGGCGAAGAAGACUUUGAGACGAAGCCACGAACAAAAUUUUGUAGUGUUGGAUUGCGCGUGCUUGUCUUCACGCACGUUCUUUUGUCAGUCGCUUUUAUUGCGGUCAUCUGCGUUGUGCCAGUGGAGAGAACAAGAAAGAAAUUGGAUUUGUCCAUUCAUGUCUUGGCAGACUUCUCAUCGGAAAUGGUGGCAAACGAAAUUGCUAAUAGAUUUACAUUUCUUUCGGAGACUGUAGGUUCCGUCUUUCACAGUCUGCAGUUUAACCAGACCACGCCACUACGUCCAUGGUCAGGCACCGAUAUGCCAAUGGUGAUGCGGCAACUUUGUACUGUGUUGGCCACUUCUGCGUUCUCGGAGUUAUUGCUUUACUUGCACCUGAGCAGCCCUUUUUCCGGAUUUGGUGCGUAUUGCAGUCGUCAGUAUGAUGGUAAAACAAUUGUUGGGAAGCACGUUGCCAAAAAUGUGUCUGAAUAUCGGUACCUUGUGGAUCCAGGGACGUUGGAGUACGCUAAGCCUCUGAAGCCUUUUUAUGAUGUCUCCCGUAUGACUGAGAAAGAAAAUUCCAUUGACUUUGCUUCUCGUAGCAACCCUUUUGUUAAAAUAGCGUUACCGUGGGCUGAGAGGAAUGAUACCCGACGGUGGUGGGUCUAUUCAUCCUACAAUGAGACAAUGGUGACGUACACGUAUCCUUUUCUUGACAGCUCUGGCAAUGUCGCGGUGAUCACAGGUGCUUUGCAAUUGAAUAAAUUGCAACCCCAUUAUCCAAAGAAAUACCAAUCCUCUGAUAUUGCCUCUUUGGUGAUUGUGGAGCUUGGAACCGGAUUAGUGCUAAGCAGAAUUCCCGGAAACACAAUUUCGACCAUGUGGGACAACUGGAACUGCACAGCUAAAAAAAGCAUGUGCGAAAGACCUGGGGUAGAAAAUGAAUACAUUUGGAAUACCGGUAGUCCAUAUAUGCGGGCAGUUAUUAACAAAAUGGGGGGAAGAGAGGGCAUUUUGAUGCUUUUGCUCCGCUCCAAUUACUCAAAGCAAAUUUUUGUUUACAAAGGCGUCAGACUUAAGGUGAAUGUAAAUCGAGUCUUUUUUGGGGAUGAUCAACUUUUUGUGGCUUCCAUCAUAAUUGUACCAAAAUCGCUCCUGAGCGAGAGUAUGGAAAAGACACGUGAUGGGGUUAUUUUGGUUUUGGCAAGCGUUGCUUUUGGUGUUGCCCUUUUGGAAACUUGGCUUGCCUGCUGUUUAAUGAGACCGAUUCGUGGCAUCUUAAAAGGGCUGGAAUUGAUGCUACAGCUUCGUGAAGGAUCCGGGCCCAUGAAGGGGUUUAUUUUUAUCAAAGAGUUGAUGUUGAUACAAAGUUAUUUUCAAACCUUAAAUAAACAACUGAUUUACAUGAAGACAUUUCUUCCGUAUGGGGUGAUGGACCAAGGCCAAUUCAAGUCUCCUGAUUCGGAUUCAAUGGGGUCUUUAAAGGGAGAAAGUGGGAACCAUUUGGCAUUGUUAUCAACGGAAGGGAAAGAAAGGCCUUUUGCCUUCUCCACGUGCUCUUCGCCCUCUUUGAAAGCCGCUGUAGCUGAAAAGUCAAACUUUACUUCAAAAAAAAUUGUGUUAAAGGACGGUGUGAAUCUUUUUUUUCGUCGAUACUGCAGCGUGGUGUGCCUGAGCCUGCCUCUUUUUGACGAUUAUGAUUCAAUUGGCACAGUGCUGCAGGAAUACCUAGAGGUCUGUUUUCUUCUUCUUAUCCGCCGUGGCGGCGUGGUGGAGAUUCAACGACCGGACUUUCUGCUGGUUACCUUCGGUGCUCAUUCCAAUAUGGCGAGAAAUCAGCUACAGGCUGUGCGCUUUGUUAUUGAGCUGAUGCAGUCACUUUCUCCUGAGAUUUUAGGACUACUUGCUGCCGUCGUGGAUGCCGGGGAGUACUAUGUUGGGACUUGUGGUGCCGCAAAUCUCAACGCCCGCGUCACGUAUGGAGCAGAACUGCUUUUUCAAACGGAGCUGGUAAGAAUUGUUCGUUGUCUUGGGUGUCAUUUGCUCGUGACGUGGCCGGUUGCUGUCUCUCUUGGCGAACAAUUUUUGACCAUCCCUGUAGAUACUGCCUUCUGUGGAUUUUCUAACCGAAGUGUUAUUCUAUACGAGCUGCGGGGACAUGUCGCGUCGCUGGAGCCGAGGCAAUUCUCGGAGCUGAAAGAGACAGCCCGUCUUAUUCGUCACGGAUUUGCCAGUAUGUUGAGAGGAAAAUACGAGGCCGCCGCCUGCAUUUUUUCCAGUGUGGAUAGGAAAGAGGUACGGGCUUAUCGUCUGCUUCAAAUUUGCCGCCGCUUUGUCCGAAAAGGAAUAACAAAGCCUUACCUCCGCUGUGUGGGUAAAAUGAGGGCUCCGCCAUAUUAUUUGAAAGGCAAUAGUACGAAAAGCGAUCGAGCUACGUCACCUGGAUACAAUACAUACAGCAAGGCCUUUGUGUCAACGCUUCUUGGCAAUGAUAACGUUCUAUCCAGCUUGCGGACGAAAUGUGAUUUUCUUCGAGGGAAUGAGGAGGUGGGUAGCCAUUCGUUCUCCACCGCGUCGGCGCGUGAAGGUAGUUUGUCGAAGUAUUCAACAGCUAUGGAAAAUCAUGUCGAUACGACGUCUGAGGAGAAAUGUGGGGAAGGCCUUUUUGAGAUGUUUCUUGACUCCUCGGAAGAUGAGGAUGAAGAACAGAUUGCGCUACAGGCCCAAAAUGAAGGAGACAGAGGAGGCAUGCCAUUGUCACCCCGCGGUAUUGCAAAGGGGGAGCUUCCUUUUGUCUUUACAGAUUAUCGUGGAAAUACUUGGACACGUUCGGCAGACAAAUUGGGCGUUGGCGCCUUUUCUGUGGUCUACCGUGGUAUGUCAACUUCUGGAGAUCUCGUCGCACUUAAGUGCUUUGCUUUGCGGGCACGUAAUAUUGAUAUUGAAGACAUUUUGGAAGAAAUUAAGCUUUUCUCCCAAUUUCGGCAUGAAAACAUUGUGCAGUACAUCAGUGGCUACUUCUCUAAUGAUUUCUUUAUUGAGGUAAUGGAACUUGUCCCUGGCGGAUCACUUGACAGCAUCCUUAGCAGCUUUGGGAGCUUACCAACGAUGGCCGUUCGCCGAUUUUUGAGGGAUGCAUUAAAUGGACUGAUGUAUUUACACUCCAUGAACGUGGUGCACUGUGAUGUGAAACCCCACAACGUCUUGGUGGCGAUGGACGGCGUCUGCAAGUUGAGUGACUUUGGCUCGUCGCUUGUGCGGCUGACGAAUUCAAUUCACAAAAUUAGCGAUGUGGUUGAGAUGCGUGGGACGCCAGGAUACAUCGCGCCUGAGGUGGCGCGUGGUGAGGUGCCCAGCGGAAAGAGUGAUGUCUUUUCGCUUGGAAUCACCGUUCUGGAGCUCCUUACCGGUCGGUUGCCGUGGAGAUUUGUGCAACCACGGAAGGACACAGAGCCAGCGGUUGGUGGUCGAGAUUUGGCGGCGCACUGUGUGGCCGAAAGGGGUGUGUUCGACGGAAACGGUACUGUUUCGGAGUCAAAUGUGUCCGAGUUCUCCGCGUGGCUGCCGAAACCUCACGGAUGUAUCGGUGCUGCGCUGGCGGAGGUGAGCACGGCGGACGCCGACUGGUCAAAUGACCCCCAAAACAGCAUUGAUUCUCUUCUUGGAAGCCCGUCGCAGUUGCUCAUUGGCAUUACGAAGGGCGAGAUUGCGCCGGAGAUCCCGUUGUGGCUUGAGGGCGACGUCCGUGACUUUCUGGAGGCGUGCGUUGCAUUUGACCCGGAGAACCGCCCCACUGUGGCGGAGUUGCUGAAUCACCCCUGGAUGCUUUGA